AUGGCGUCCGCCGCCAAGUUGUCGAGGUCGCGGCCCGCUGGCCACUCCGGAGUGUUCCGGGUGAACGCGGCGGCCGGCGUGGGAAGCAGCGACGGCGGGGUGCAGCUCGCGGACAAGCUCAAGAUAUUCAAGACCGACAACUUCGACCCCGACGCCUACGUGCAGUCCAAGUGCCGCGCCAUGGACGAGAAGGUGAGGAACUCGUCCGCCCCCGGAAGUUUGCCUCCAGCGGUGGCGGAAGGGUCGCGUCUUCUUUCGCUCGAAAGUGCGAAGGGCACGGGGUUCAGGGGUUCUCGAUGCGUUUGGAGUAGUUUACUGCGAAUUUGGAGUGAUUACGAUUGA
Messenger RNA from Miscanthus lutarioriparius, 342 nucleotides. The record is from the annotation of a GenBank genome assembly. Lineage: Eukaryota; Viridiplantae; Streptophyta; Magnoliopsida; Poales; Poaceae.